CCGUUUCUUGUUUUUCUAGAAGAGUCGAGCAGGCGGAUGCAGCCCCCCCUGAACCCAGCUGUGUCUCCAUGAAGAGUGACUCUUCUAUGCAUCAUCCUUUUAACUUUAAAGAUGGAAAUGAUCUACCUUCUAAGAAAAGGCGGCUGCCGAAGGCUCACUUCGCUGGACCCAGCUGUUUACCAAUGAGGAGUAACAUUUCUUUUGGUGGACUGAUUAACUUGAAAGAUGGACGCCACUCAAGAGAGGAGAGAGCACAACAAGAGAGGUCAAAAGUUACCAGUGCACAGCAUCAAACAGAGCUGAUCAAGAGGGCUGAGGAGAACGCACAUGCUUUUCUAGACCAGGAGAUGAAGAAGGUUUGGAGUCUUCUCUUCCCAAAUUACCCACAAAGCUCAGCUAGUCAGAAGGAGGAGGAGGAUGGAAAGAACGUGAAGCAGAGGAGGCGUGCCAUAGAGGGAGUAGUAGACAUCACAAAGCUCUGCCUGAUGGAGAUGAACCGGGAGGAUCUUGCCGACACUCUUUGGGGCGGAAUUGCUGCUGUUGAGUGCCAACAUAAACUCAAGGAUCAUAUGAUUAUGAAGUUUAGGUCUGUGUCUGAGGGAAUCGCGAAAGCAGGACAGCAAACAGGUCUGAAUGACUUCUACACAAAUCUCCACAUCACAGAGAGAGGCAGUGGAGAGAUCAACAAGGAACAUGAGGUUAGACUGAUUGAAAAAGCUUCCAGGAAACCAGCCAAGAAGGAGACCCCAAUCAGACGUGGCGACAUCUUUAAACCUUUACCUGGACAAGAUCAACCAAUCAGAACAAUGAUGACAACUGGAGUGGCCGGUAUUGGUAAAACUAUCUUAACAAACAAGUUCACCCUGGACUGGGCUGAAGAAAAAGCCAACCACAACAUGCACUUCAUAUUUCUCCUCACUUUCAGAGAGUUGAAUUUACUUAAAGGGAAAAAGUUUAGCUUGGUGGAACUUCUUCAUCACUUCUUUAUUGAGACCAAAGAAGCAGGAAUCUGCAAAUACGACCAUUUCCAAGUUGUCUUCAUCUUGGAUGGUCUGGAUGAGUGUCGACUUCCUCUGAACUUCCAGAACAACCAGAUCUGUACUGAUGUCACAAAGCCGACCUCAGUAGACGAACUGCUGACAAGCCUAAUCAGGGGCUACCUGCUUCCCACUGCUCGCAUCUGGAUAACCACACGCCCUGCGGCAGCCAAUCAGAUCCCUGCUGAGUGUGUUGACAUGGUUACAGAGGUGAGAGGGUUCACCGACCCACAGAAGGAGGAGUACUUUAGGAAGAGAUUCAAAGAGGAGACGCAGGCCAACACAAUCAUCUCCCACAUCAAGACAUCUAAAAGCCUCUACAUCAUGUGUCACAUCCCAGUCUUCUGUUGGAUCAGUGCUACAGUUCUGUUGGACUUCAUCGAAACAUCCUUGAAUGGAGAGAAAAUGCCCAAUACCAUGACUCAGAUGUACAUCCACUUCCUGCGGGUUCAGUCCAUACAGGCGGACAAGAAGUAUCAUGGGAGAGCUGAAACAGAUCGACACUGGAAUUCAGAGAGCAGGAAGAUCAUUCAUUCUCUGGGAAAACUGGCUUUUAACCAGCUCAAGAAUGGCAACCUGAUCUUUUACGAUGAAGACCUUGCAGAGUGUGGCAUCAAUAUCAAAGAAGCCUCAGUGUACUCAGGAGUGUUCACCCAGAUCUUUAAAGCGGAGUGUGGUCUGUAUCAGGAAAAGGUGUUCUGCUUUAUCCAUCUGAGCAUCCAGGAGUUUUUGGCUGCCCUUUAUGUCUUUCUCACCUUCAUCGACACUGAUUUAAAUCUGCUCUCAGAAGUACCAACCACCUCUGGGAAAGAUAAACUCCUCCUCCUCUACCAGAGUGCUGUGGACAAGGCCUUACAGAGUGAGAACGGACACAUGGAUUUGUUCCUCCGCUUCCUGCUGGGCCUCUCUCUGGAAACAAAUCAGAAUCUCAUACAAGGUCUACUGGUAAAGCCAGGAAGUAGCUCACUGACCAAUGAGGGAAUAGUGUCUUACAUCAAGAAGAAGCUGGAUGGAGAUUACUCUCCAGAAAGAAGUAUUAAUCUGUUGCACUGUCUGAAUGAGCUGCACGACCAUUCUCUACUGAAGGGGAUCCAACCGUACCUGACAUCAGGAAGUCUCUCCAGAGUAUCUCUCUCCCCUGCUCAGUGGACGACUCUGGUCUACAUCAUGCUGUCAUCAGAAGAGGAGUUGGACGUGUUUGACCUGAAGAAACACUUUGCUUCAGAAGAGGGUCUUCUGAGGCUAAUGCCAGUGUUGAAAGCUUCCAAAACAUCUCUACUGAAUGGCUGUAAUCUGUCAGUGGCAUGCUGUGAAGCUCUGGCCUCAGUUCUCAGAUCCAACUCUAGUCUGAGAGAGCUGGACCUGAGUACCAAUGAUCUGCAGGAUUCAGGAAUGAAGCUGCUCUUUGCUGGACUGGGGAGUCCACGCUGUAAACUGGAAACUCUGAGGCUGAAUGCCUGUAAUCUGUCAAAGGCAUGCUGUAAAGCUCUGGCCUCAGUUCUAAGCUCAGACUCCUCCAGUCUGAGACAGCUGGACCUGAGUACCAAUGAUCUGCAAGAUUCAGGAGUGAAGCUGCUCUCUGCUGGACUGGGGAGUCCACACUGUACACUGGAAACUCUCAGGUUGUCUGGCUGCCUGGUCACACAGAAAGGCUGUGCUUCUCUGGCCUCGGCUCUGAACUCCAACCCCUCCCAUCUGAGAGUGCUGGACCUGAGCUAUAAUCACCCUGGAGGCUUAGGAGCUGCGCUGCUCUCUGCUGGACUGGAGGAUCCAGGCUGGAGACUGGAAACUCUCAGUUUGGAGCACGGUGGAUUGUUGAGGCUGGAACCAGCUCUGAAGAAGUAUGCCUGUGAACUCACACUGGACCCGAACACAGCCUUCAGAGAACUCUCUCUGUCUGAGGACAACAGAAAGGUGACGGAGGUUAGAGCGGAGCAGUCGUAUCCUGAUCACCCAGAAAGAUUUGACGGUUUUUUUCAGGUGUUGUGUAGGGAAGGUCUGACUGGCCGCAGUUACUGGGAGGUAGAGUGGGAAGGAGGUGUUUCUAUAGGAGUGACAUACAGAGACAUCACAAGGACCGGAGGGGGCCAAGAAAGCUUUCUUGGAGGGAACAACAAGUCCUGGAGUCUUUAUUGUGAUGAGAAUGGUCUUCACACUGCCCGGCACGACGGUAGACAAACAGACAUAAGUUUCCCCCCCCCUCCCUCUAACAGAGUAGGAGUGUAUAUGGACCGGCCUGCUGGCACUCUGUCCUUCUACAGAGUGUCCCUAAACACACUGAGACACAUCCACACCUUCCAGUCCACCUUCACCGAGGAGGACCUCCUGCCUGGGUUUGGGUUAUGGAGGUAUGGUGCUUCAGUGUCUCUGUGUCGGUUGUAGAUACACACACACACACACACACACACACACACACACACACACACACACACACACACACACACACACACACACACACUGCAUUUGUUAGCAAGACACUGAGACCCCUUUAGUUAUCUUUAUUACACGGCUCUUCUUAAUGCUGUAGAAUGCUCCGUUCACUGACAUGGGCCUUCCCAACGUUCGGCGGUUAAUUAUUUUUCGAUAAUUGACCGUUGCUAACAGUGUUUGUAAUAACGCAGUUUAAAAGAAAGGCGUUAGGUAAUGCCGUUAUUUUUUCAGUAACGGAGUAAUCUAACUAAUUACUGUUUCCGUCGUUACAACGCGGUUACCGUAACUGUACGUUAAAUGUGGUGCGUUACUAGUAUGAAUUGAUUGAAUAAUCUGCGUAAUUCGAACGCAGGUUAACAACGAGAUAAGCGAUUAUGAUUGGUUAAGGCAGAGUCAUGUUUCAUGGUAGCCAAUCGGAGCCAGUGUUUUUACACACAAGCCAGGACACGCGCGCCAUACACACACGCAAACGCCCACA
Gadus morhua (Atlantic cod) is the source of this 3945-nucleotide messenger RNA. Its product is annotated as protein NLRC3-like. The record is from RefSeq and is a predicted model, not a curated record. The transcript has 10 exons. The coding region runs from base 69 to 3419 and encodes 1116 amino acids. Gene Ontology annotation, molecular function: protein binding. NCBI's taxonomy places the organism in Eukaryota, Metazoa, Chordata, Actinopteri, Gadiformes, Gadidae.